AUGGACUUGAUGUUGCAUGGUACUGAUAGGAUCGAAGACGUUUUCCACAUAGAAGUGCCACUAGAGUGUGGAAAGAGAGGUCGACCGAAGUUUUUAAUUCCUGUUUCAGUAAUUGAGUUUUUGGUAGACAACAAAUUUACAGUGAAGGACAUUUCGAGAUUAUUAAUGACCAGUGAAAGUACUAUAAAAAGGCGACUUAAGGACUAUAAUAUAAAGAUCGGCAACACCUAUUCUAUUAUGGAACAGGGAGAGUUAGAGGACUUGGUGAGGAACAUCACCAACGAAUAUCCAAAUGCAGGAUAUCGAACUGUCAUGCGAGUUUUAUCAUCUAAAGGUCACCGAGUGCAGAAAAAACGAGUGAGAGAUGCCCUCAAAUAUUGUGAUCCACAAGGUGUUCUGUUCAGGAGGUUGUUCUUGUCAGCUUGUAGAGUGCAGCGUAGAGCAUACAAUGUGCGUGCACCAUUAGCAUUGUGGCACAUUGAUGGAAAUCAUAAAUUGACCAGAGUUCGGUCUGACAAAGGAGGAGAUAAUGUUUUGGUUGCUGAAUACAUGGUUCAACAUAAUGGCACAAGGUCUUUUAUAACCGGACGCAGUGUACAUAAUCAAAGAAUUGAGAGACUAUGGCGGGAAGUCUGGACUGGUUGCAAUGCCUUGUACUAUGGACUCUUCUUCUCGAUGGAGGAUGAUGGUAUUCUGGAUGUCACCAAUGAGAGGCACAUGCUAGCACUGCAUCUUGUGUUCAAGCCCAGGAUACAGCAACACCUGGAUAACUUUAGAGAAGCUAUUUCUCACAGGCCAUUAAGAACAGAACGAAAUAAAAGCCCACUACAACUUUGGAUAAGUGGUCAAAUGCUGGAUCCUAAAUGGAAUCCAAAUAGUGAGGAUGAGCUUCAAACCUUUGGUAUGGAAUUUGGUGACCUUAUUCCUGAUGAAGAUAAUGUUCCCGAAGCUGUGGUUGUUCCCGAAAAUGAAGAGAAUGUGGAUCCUCAUGUGCUUGACAAUAUACAAGAUAUUCAUGACAGGAGGUCAUUGAAUAAUGGUAUUGACAUUUAUCAGGAAGUGUUAUCAAUUAUUAAUCAUUAGAAAGAAUUGCAGUUAUUAUCUACCGUACUGUGUCAUCAGAUGAAACUACCAGGAUUUGUGUAUUCAAUUAUAUUAUUAGCUCUACUUUCCAAAGACCAGAAGAGCUUACAAGA
Mya arenaria is the source of this 1196-nucleotide messenger RNA. RefSeq lists its product as uncharacterized. The transcript has 5 exons. The record is from RefSeq and is a predicted model, not a curated record. NCBI's taxonomy places the organism in Eukaryota, Metazoa, Mollusca, Bivalvia, Myida, Myidae. The coding region runs from base 1 to 1083 and encodes 360 amino acids.